CAUCCUCCUCCUACGCUGUAACCACCACCGGGAGACAGAGCAGAGGUUGAACGAGUCAGCCGAGACUUGUGGACACCGCCGUCCGCCAUGGCUUCGACUCCCUCCGCCUCAGCCCUCACUUCCGUGCUUCGAUGUCGCGGCACACUGUGGACCAGGAAUCCGCCCAGCAAGAGAAGCUCCCCCUCGGCGUACGGCCCAGCGCUGCCCGGCGGAACUCGGCGCGACUCACUCGGCCGUAGCAAGAGCGUUUUGUCGGCGUGCCGACUAUCCGUGCGGUACGAUUCACCACCGUGGGAAGGCGGCGGGGCCCACCCUUUGAGAAAGCCGAGGAGAGGGGUCCCGGAGGCGGGCUCUUACGCAGCGGCGCCCAGCGGCCUCGGAGCGAGCAUGGGACGGCCCUUAGGUGCUCGUCAACCAGCCGCUGGCGUCGUCGUCACACGGCUGCUUCGACCAUGUCAAAUGAAAGUGUUCGUACGGGACGCGUGUGAGCAGCCCCAGUGCGGGGUUUGGGGAGUGUGCCGUGACGGUGGAGAGACGACGCCGUCUUUCGUGGAAGUCAGACGGUUGACUUUGAGGAGCACCUGCCGCUCUCUCCAACUUCUGCUGACCCACGUUGUAUUACGAAGGCUGGCCAUGCUCUGCGGAUGCGCUAGGGGACGCCAUCGCAAGAUUAAGAGAGAUGAUUCCCGACAGAAACCCCCCAAAAGCGGACCUGACUGAUAGUCCAAGGCCUUGAACUUGACACACUGUGACCUUAUUUAUUGACUUUGUGUGUGUGCAUGUGUGUGUGUGUGUGUGUGUGUGUGUGCGCGUGUGUGUGUGCGCGUGUGUGUGUUUGGAAUAUUUCAGUAAACGCCCUCAACAUGAGGUCCAGAACA
Messenger RNA from Hippocampus zosterae (dwarf seahorse), 878 nucleotides. RefSeq lists its product as uncharacterized. The transcript is spliced from 2 exons. The record is from RefSeq and is a predicted model, not a curated record. Lineage: Eukaryota; Metazoa; Chordata; Actinopteri; Syngnathiformes; Syngnathidae. The coding region runs from base 88 to 720 and encodes 210 amino acids.